This is a messenger RNA of Cryptomeria japonica (Japanese cedar), 1023 nucleotides long. Its product is annotated as peroxiredoxin-2F, mitochondrial. The record is from RefSeq and is a predicted model, not a curated record. Gene Ontology annotation, cellular component: mitochondrion; cytoplasm. Gene Ontology annotation, biological process: cellular response to oxidative stress; hydrogen peroxide catabolic process; cell redox homeostasis. Gene Ontology annotation, molecular function: thioredoxin peroxidase activity. Lineage: Eukaryota; Viridiplantae; Streptophyta; Pinopsida; Cupressales; Cupressaceae. The transcript is spliced from 5 exons. The coding region runs from base 159 to 740 and encodes 193 amino acids.
UUAAAUCAAUUUUUCACUUGUGCCCGAGAUAAACAUCCAACCCUAGAAAUUCUAUUUUCCCCUCAACACUACAACUAACUGCCAGCCAUUCCUGCAAAACCAAACAAAAUCAUCUGAGAAAAACAUAAUCAGGAAAUUUCCGGAGACAUUGGUAAAUAAUGGCGGCGUUGUUGAGACAAGCGAGGCCUGUUCUGACGAGACUGUCAUGGAACUCCGCGAGGGGUUUUGCAGCCUCGGCAGGAACAGACAUUGUCAAUGCAGCGCCUGAUGUGAAAUUACAAAAGGCAAGAUCAUGGGAUGAGGGGGUUUCCUCUCAAUUUUCCACAACCCCACUCUCCGAACUCUUUAGGGGUAAGAAAGUGGUGAUAUUCGGACUUCCAGGUGCAUUCACUGGUGUUUGCUCAGCUCAGCAUGUGCCGAGCUAUUUGAAGAAUGCAGAGAAAUUUAAGGGAAAAGGAGUGGAUUCUAUUGUCUGUGUUUCUGUGAAUGAUCCAUAUGUCAUGAAUGGAUGGGCAGAGAAGUUGCAGGCUAAGGAAGCUAUUGAGUUCUAUGGAGAUUUUGAUGGGCAGUUUCACAAGAGUUUGGAGCUAAAUCUUGACCUAUCUGCUGCUUUGCUUGGACCUCGCUCUCAAAGGUGGUCUGCAUUUGUGGAUGAUGGGAAGAUCAAAGUUUUGAAUGUGGAGAAAGUUCCAUCUGAUUUUAAGGUUUCUGGUGGGGAGGUUAUUCUAGAACAAAUUUGAGUUGUUAACAAGAAGGUAUUAAUAGAUUUGAGUAAAGCAUUUUCAUGACUUUGAUUGGUCUUUAGCCUCUCAGAGUUUUAGUCCAUCACAAUAAUGAAACUUAGUGGUAACAUGAACUAUUAACGUCCAGCUCAGUAUUUUUUUGAUUAAAAUCUGAGAAUUUAAGUCCACUACAAAGAAUUAGGCUUUAGUGGUAACACAAAAACUAUAUAACCUCCAGCUCAGUAUUAUUUUAAUGAAAAUUUAGUAUUUAAUAUCCAAAAAUACAAUGAGCAGUUCUCUA